This is a messenger RNA of Hippocampus comes (tiger tail seahorse), 3511 nucleotides long. RefSeq names its product activity-dependent neuroprotector homeobox a (gene adnpa). Gene Ontology annotation, biological process: regulation of gene expression. The record is from RefSeq and is a predicted model, not a curated record. Bases 381 to 3194 code for a protein of 937 amino acids. NCBI's taxonomy places the organism in Eukaryota, Metazoa, Chordata, Actinopteri, Syngnathiformes, Syngnathidae. The transcript is spliced from 4 exons. Gene Ontology annotation, cellular component: nucleus.
UCUUACGACUUCCGCCCACCAAUCGCCAUUUUGGAUUUGGAGUUGGUUUACUUUGGCGUGUUACCUUCCUCUGGCACGCUAGCGGCUUUCAUUUCUCGCAUUGGGUGGUGCUGACAUAACCGUUGUGGACGACGUCAGUUUGCAUAAGUCUGCAUGACUUGCAUCCCUUUUCUCAUCGCGUCCACCCUUCUUCCGUCGGCCCUCUGCGGAAAUCCGAGCGGUGGUGAUAACUGCAAGCUAGCUAGCUUGUAAACUAGCCGCUGAACAGAGCAUCGGCACCGGCUUCUUGAACAGAGGAAGUAUCCGCAGGCCCGCCACAUUUGUCUUUCGUCGCUCAUAGACGGGGGUUUAUCGGACGACCUGGCUUAUCACCCAGCGAGAUGUAUCAAAUCCCUGUGAACGACUUGACAAAACUGAGGAAAGCCAGGAAAAAAGUGAAAAUUGCACUUAAAGAUAUUGGACUGGAGUACUGCAAGGAGGCGGCAAAUGAGUUUAAGGAUUUUAAUCCCGGCGAGAAUGUUUUUAAUGAGACCGUGUACACCGAUAUAUGUGUCUGGCAUCCGUCGUUCUCCAAAAUACAGAACUAUCGGUCAAGGCCUUACUGCUGCAGAGAAUGUCAGUUUUCAUCCGCAACCUACGCGGGUUACAAGAAUCACUUCCGCCAUGCGCACAAGAGAUUGAUUCAGGAUAAAGUUCUUCUCAACUGUUCUCACUGCACAUUUGUCGCCAACAAGAGAACCUUGGAGAUCCAUGUUAGAGUGUUUCACAAGGACAAAUUGGACCAGCAGAUGUCGAGGAUCAAUGCAGUCAAACAGAGACAAGUGGCCGCCAACAAGUCUGGCCUCGGCACGACGAGGUCGUUGUACUUUUGCAAAAAGUGCUCCUACCGAGACAGUCUCUACAAUUCCGUGAGAAAGCACAUCUACCGGGAACAUUUUAAGCACGUCGUGGCACCGUAUCUGCGCAUGAUUCCCAAAACGUCACUUCCGAACGGCGCGUCUUUUAACGGCGACAACAUCCUGUGUAAACGCUGCAAGUUCACCACAAAGACCUACGAGUCGCUGGUGCAGCACGUCAUCGAAUACCACGAGCGCAUGGGCGCUCAGGUCACCGCCAUGAUUGGACACGCUAACGUCAUGGUUUCCAAUUUGCCCAGCAUGUCGCAGAAGUCGUCUAUGAUUCUCAACGGGGGGUCCUCUCUGGCAGUUCACGCCAAAGCACAGCCGGUCAUUGGCUACUUAAAGCCCUCGGCCCCCGUGUUCAAAAGCCAGUCUUUGGGGGCGGCCAAACAGGUCAGCGCGAAAGCCCCCUCAAGCGCUGCGGCUGAUGGCAACGUGCCUGGCGUCAACACUUCCCAGACACAGAAGUGGAAGAUAUGUACCGUGUGCAACGAGCUCUUUCCCGAGACCCUCUACAGCGCUCAUUUUGAAAGCGCGCACAAGGCGAGGAUCGUGUGGGCCAUGGCCAAGUACAUCAUGAAAAUCCACAACUUCACCAGCAAGUGUUUGCUUUGCAACCGCUACCUGCCCAGUGACACUCUGCUCAACCAUCUGCUCGUCCAUGGCAUCACUUGUCCGCAGUGCCACUCUGCUUUCCACAGUGUGGAGAAACUCCUUGAGCACGAGCGCCUGUCCCACCUGAAUGUUUUUGUGGGACCUCCCGGAUCAGCGCCGCUCACGUUCGAUCUCACCAUCAAACAAAACGUCCAGCUUCACGUUCUCACCUUUAACAUGAACGAGUCGGAGGGCAAAGACAAGACCGUCGCUCCUCUCGGCAAAGCGGCGCCUUCCCUCGCGGCGAUGAAGACGCAAGCACUCGAAAGUAUGCUCUCGACGCCGAGGGACGUGGUCGACGGCAGCAAGACGAUGUGUCCACUUUGCUGCACACCUGUGAAAGAGGCCACGCCGAACGCUUUGGCCCUUCACCUGAGGCAGCGACAUCAGGUGCUGCAGACGAUGCACCCCGUCGAAAAGAAGAUGACGUACAAGUGCAUCCAUUGCCUGGGAGUGUACACCAGCAACAUGGUAGCUUCCACCAUUACGCUACAUCUUGUCCAGUGCAGAGCGGUGGGAAGGAAGCAAGCGAGUCUAGGCACCAAGUCGCCCUUGACCCUGAACUCGGCCGGCGCGCCCCUGCUCAAGAGAACACUGCCAACGCGAAUGGCCACUUACGCCAAGAAGAUCAAACUGAGCGAAGAUUCAAUGUUUCCUUCCGCCACGGUCAAGAAGACCGGCACCGGGGACCUCGUCGUGGAUCCUAAAAACAACGAGCACAAGACAUUUGAGGCUCGUAAAAAGUUCCUCCAGUCUUACUUCAAUCAGCGACCUUAUCUUUCCCCCGCUGAAGAGAAGAAACUGUCGGCCAGCCUCUGGAUAUGGAAGUCUCACAUCUGUAAGCACUUUGCAACGAUGCAGAAAGAAUGCAGAAGCCAAUGUGAGAAGUCAAACGUGUCUGUGCUGCUUGGAUUUGACAUGCAGGCCCUCAAGAAAGUCAAACACGACAUUGACUUUCAGACCGUCCGCAUUGAAAUCACUUCAGCGGGGAGGCCGGGCCGACUCAAGUCUGGUAUUCCAAACAUGGUCCGAAGCUCUCAUCACGCGUCCUCCGUGGCGAAGAACGUGUGCACUGAGCCCAUUUUGAUUGACUCAGACAGUGAGCCAGAAAUCCAGCAGACGCCCAUUGCGAAGAGAAAUGGCGACUCGGACCUGCGCGAGAGUGAAGCUCGACAGCCAGGCGACUCGACGUUGACGGCGGAGGAGCAGCCAGGCGACUCGACGCUGACGGCGGAGGAGCAGCCGGGCGACUUGACGCAGGCGCAGGAGAACCAACCUGGCGACUCGACACAGGUGGAGGAGAAGCAACCCGGCGACUCGACGCAGGCGCAGGAGAACCAACCUGGCGACUCGACACAGGCGGAGGAGAAGCAACCCGGCGACUCGACCCAGGCGGAGGAGAAGCAAGCAUGCGAGCCGACACAAACGUUGGAGAAGUCGCAAGCUGACUCCACACUGACGGGAGAGAAACAGCAAGGUGACUCGAAAGACACGGCAGAGCAGCCACCACUCAACUCGACAGAGACAGAAGAGAACCAGCCGGCCCGCUGGACAGACGCAGGAGACAAGGAAGCAGUCAACGCAGCAGAGUCUUCGAGCGCCAAUAAAAGAUUUUUGCAAGAUGAAAAUACAAACCCGUGAUACUUAGUGCCUUGUUCAUGUUGUCUGAAAGAUCUUUCCAUUGUUGCCCGAUGAAAUGCGUGUCCCUCCAAAUUUGGUCAUUGCUGUUAUUAUAUUUAAUAAUAAAUCAUUAUUUUCUGUCUUGUUUUUUCAUUGGAGAUUCCCGCUUUUAGUUGGACAACAAUGCAAAGAAAUGUCCCACAAAUAAACGUUGUUCCAGGGUUUCAUUGUACUGUAUAUACUUUAUGUUCUUUAUUUUCCCUCCACCCACCUUAUAACCUGUCCACCUAUAAACUAGACGUGGUCUCAUUUCUCAGAUAUAUAUAUUUUUGAUCAAC